AUGUCUUCUACACAAGUUCCCUCAAAUCAGAUAAACACACUCGCCCUUCUGCCUGGUGAUGAACCCAGCACUCAGAUGGCAGCCGUCGCCAGGGAGGUGCUACGUUUCAUCGAGACCUCGAGACCAGGGGUUAAAUUCGGGAUUACCAAAACUCUAUCUGGCAAAGCCACUCAAGCUGUCAACCACCAAUCACUGAGUCCUUCCACCUUGGAGGCAUGUCUGGAGUCAGAUGCCGUGAUAGUGUGCGGGGUUAGAGAGGAGCUUGUCAGAGGAACCUUGGACUUGCUUGGAGAGGUCGGCGCUUUUGCAAACGUCCAACCUUUCUUCUUCCCAAGCAUUGGACUUGUUUCAACAGGAUUGCUGAGAAACGGUGUCCAAGGGCUAGAUAUCACCCUGGUCAGUGACGCUACGCAUACGAACACUGGAAAUGAGGUUUCCCGUGAGACCAUCGAACGGCUGGCGCAUUGGGCAGGAGCCUACGCAUUGCAGUUUUCUCCGCCAAAGCCUCUUCAUUGCAUUGAGUCAUUGCCACUUUGGAAUUCUGUUGUUACUGAGGUGCUCAGCAAACAAUUUCCACGUGUCCCACUCCAGCACGUACCGAUACACACGGCAGCAACGGCCCUAGAUUUACACCCAACUAGGUUAAACGGCAUUGUCUUGACAACUGGUCCUGAUGGAGAAAUGGUGUCGGAAAAGGCAGGAAAGCUCAUCCAAGGCUCACAGAACCUGCUGGCGUCGGCGACCAUUGUGGAUUUAUCCAACCAGACCCACAGAAGGAACCCUGUGAUCUUGAGAUCGGGUAAAACCAUUGCGAAUGAAGCAGCUUUGGACCCAGUUCCAAUUUUACUGGUCAUAAGCCUGAUGCUUGACUUGUCGUUCGGUCUAACUGCAGAGGCCGUGGCAGUCGUUAGGUCAAUUCGACGCACAUUGGACCCAAUUGAACUCAUCGGCUGCAAUAUCCGGACCCCCAGCGCUGGUGGUACAGCUUCUUCGGAGGAGUUCAUGAGCAAAUUUAUGACGCAUUUGGACUAUUACCUAGAGGCCGCGAGUUCACAUAUUUUGACCCAUGCGGCUGUUGGGCUGAGCAAACCAGAAGUCCAGCCCGGCGAGAUUAUCUGUGUCAAGGUUGACUGGACAUUGACUUCCGAGAUUCUCUGGGCAGGAAUGGAGAAGACAUAUGACCAAAUGGGAAGACCUCGUCUGCAUCGCAAUGACCGUAUGUGGCUGGCGAUCGAUCAUACCGUUGACCCACGCACGAAUCAUCGACCCCGACAGCGAGGCUUGAUUGAGAAAGCGGAAAGCUUCCAGCGGGAAGCAAAGCUCGUCAACUUCCUCCCUGCCAAUACAAGUAUUCUUCAUACUGACUUUACGCGCGACCGAGCACUGCCUGGUCAGAUCAUUGUGGGCUGCGACUCUCAUUCCUGCUCUGCUGGUUGCGUGGGAGGACUGGCCGUUGGCCUUGGAGCUGCAGAUGUCGUCAUGCCGAUGGUAACGGGAGAGACCUGGUUUCGUGUGCCAGAGAUCUGCCGUAUCAAUUUCAUCGGCCAAUUGCCUUUUGGGGUGGGUGGCAAAGAUGUGAUUCUUCACAUACUCGGCCUUUUCAAACGAAACACGAUCGCCUUCCAGCGCGCGGUUGAAUACGGCGGCCCGAGUUUGAAGGAGUUAUCAAUGGAUGCUAGAUUCGCCAUUGCAAAUAUGACAACUGAAUUCGGCGGGAUGGGCGCGUGUUUCGAAGCUGAUGAGAGCACCGCCGAAUGGAUCUCGAAAAGGCCGCAUCUGGAACAUCAAGGGGGCCUCUAUUUCCGAGCCGAUUCAGGCGCUCAGUAUGCUGAGGUGCGCACCGUCGAUCUCUCGGAGGUUGAAACGACCAUCGCUUUGUAUCCCGAGCCGGAUAAUGUUGUGCCCGUGUCAGAGAAAGUUGACACCACGCUGGAUGGAUGCUUCAUCGGAGCCUGUACCACCACCGAAGAGGAUCUAAUUAUGGGAGGACUGGUUCUAGAAGCUGGCCUACGAGCGGGCAUGGUUCCCAGUGACGGGCAGAGGAGAGUUACACCUGGAAGUCUCAGCAUUAUCAAGAACCUGGAGCGGCACGGCAUCUUGGACAUUUACCGGCAGGCAGGAUUUGACAUCGGAGCCCCGGGCUGUUCCUACUGCGUUGGAAUCAACGAUGUUGAUGUUGCGGGUGAAGGAGAAGUUUGGCUCUCCUCACAAAAUCGCAACUUUCGGAAUCGAAUGGGCAAAGGAGCGAUUGGGAGUAUCAGCUGCGCCGCCGUGGUUGCUGCCUCGAGCUUCAACAUGGUAAUCACAGACCCACAGCCACUGCUGGAUCAAAUUGAUAGAGCGAGAUUGGCCAAUAUUCUGGGAAGAGAGAGAGUCUCCUUGAGUAUUGCCCCCGAAAUCAGCGAGCCUAACCCAGUACUUGCAUCAAAUAUCCCCUCCAUCAACGGCAGUAGUAGCGUUCCCAUUCACACUCCUGCUUCGACUCGGGAUGUAGCGAAAAUUUCUAGUGAUGGAGUUAUUCGGUCGAAGGUUCAAAGAUUUGGUGAAAAUGUCGAUACUGACGCGAUCAUUCCGGCUGAGUUUGUACCUGGUGUUGACAAUGCAGAACUUGGAAGUCACUGCUUCCAGUAUGAUCGUCCUGAAUUCCGAAAACGAGCGACAGAUGGGUCAACGAUCAUCGUCGCUGAUCGUGGGUUUGGCAGUGGUUCGUCCCGCGAGGAUGCAGUCAGAGCGUUGCAAGGAGCGGGCAUCGAAGCAGUGAUUGCGCCUGCCUUUGCGUUUAUCUAUGACCGGAACCAGCUCAACAUGGGCCUUUUCAACAUCACCUUACCGGAUCCCGAAUUCUACAAACUUGCAAAUGAGGGAUCUAUUGUCAUCAUCAAUUCACAAGCCCGAACAGUGCAGAUUGAACGUACUGAUCAAGUGUUCCACUAUCAGCAACCCAGCGAUAUGCUCCUUUCAACAGAGCAGACCCGAGAGCGCUCCAAGGGUGUCCUAUCCCACGAUCCUAGUGUUCACUGA
Penicillium mononematosum is the source of this 3021-nucleotide messenger RNA. Its product is annotated as Aconitase/3-isopropylmalate dehydratase. The record is from RefSeq and is a predicted model, not a curated record. The transcript has 6 exons. Lineage: Eukaryota; Fungi; Ascomycota; Eurotiomycetes; Eurotiales; Aspergillaceae. Gene Ontology annotation, molecular function: hydro-lyase activity. Bases 1 to 3021 code for a protein of 1006 amino acids.